Rotaria sordida is the source of this 605-nucleotide messenger RNA. Lineage: Eukaryota; Metazoa; Rotifera; Eurotatoria; Philodinida; Philodinidae. The record is from the annotation of a GenBank genome assembly.
AUGCAUUGUCUUUAUCUUCUUGAUGGACGUUUCAAUCGUUUAUCAACAUUAAUAAUCGAUAUAGAAGAAAUUUCUAUUUCAAUAGCAACUAUAGAGAACUUGAAACAACUUUCGAAAUUAAAAUGUUUUUCAUUGAUCUCAAUCGAACAAACGAGGUUUUAUGAUGAUCAAAUUGUUCCAUUAAUUCGUCAAAUGUCAAAUCUUGAAGAACUUACAUUAUUUCUUAUAAUAAAAAGAUAUGAUUCGUCUUAUAUCGAUGGUAUACAGUUAUACGAUCAAAUUCUUAUUCAUAUGCCACGAUUAAACAAAUUUACUUUUAGUAUAAAUACUCUAGUUCAUAAUAGAUAUGUCAAUAUCACUCUUCUUUCGAAUGAUGAUAUUCAACGUAGUUUUAUUGAAAGAAAAUAUCAACAAGUUGGUUCAUAUGCUGAUGAUAAUCUAAUAGAGUAUGAAGCUCCGUGUCAUAUUUAUUCGCUUCCAUAUCAAUUCGAUAACUUUCAUCAUUUGAACAAUUCUUUUCAAGGUGGUAUAUUUGAAAAGGUUAAUUGGGUGAAAAUGACCGAUACACGUCCUUUUGAACAUGAAUUUUUCAAAUUUAUCUCAGA